This is a messenger RNA of Notothenia coriiceps (black rockcod), 1682 nucleotides long. RefSeq names its product DNA replication and sister chromatid cohesion 1 (gene dscc1). Gene Ontology annotation, biological process: mitotic sister chromatid cohesion; maintenance of mitotic sister chromatid cohesion. Lineage: Eukaryota; Metazoa; Chordata; Actinopteri; Perciformes; Nototheniidae. The record is from RefSeq and is a predicted model, not a curated record. The transcript has 9 exons. The coding region runs from base 202 to 1374 and encodes 390 amino acids. Gene Ontology annotation, cellular component: Ctf18 RFC-like complex; chromosome, centromeric region; chromatin.
CCCGGUGAUAUUUUUGAGUCCCACACCAACGUAGUUCCUCCACUUCCUUUCCACGACAGAAAGAACGCGGGGAAAUUUGACAGUCACCGACUAUUGCUACACAAAGUUAGAUAGGUGUUGUCUUGUUUUGUACAUAGCUUUAUUUCUUGAAGGGCUUUAUUCGUUCAGUUAUUGUCGCUCUAACCUGUCGUCUGACCGGAAAUGAGGACUUUAGAGGAGGUUCAGGCCACUCUGCAGAUCGCCAAACUGCAGGACGAAGAGCUGCAGAAAACCAUUCACUGUCUCUCUUUCGGGGAAAACGUUUCCUCUGCAGACUACUGCCUCUUGGAGCUGGACGACACCCUGUGCAAACUCAUAGAAGCAGGGGAAAGUUUAGUGAUAAGAGGGGAUACGGAUGAACAUGCAGUGCUCUGUACAAAAGACAGGACCUACGAUCUUAAAAUCGCCGACACAUCCAACAUGCUGAUGUUUGUACCAGACUGCCGAACACCAGACCAACUCACUAACAGUCAGGAAAACUCUCACAUUGUGCACACUCAGAUCUGGGGAUUUAGUAACAGCUACUGGGAGCUGAGGAAGCAGCGGCCUAAGCUGAAGAAACUGAAGAAGGUCUUAAUGGAGAAUCCUUACGAAGGACCUGCUUUAGGGGGGAAGGAGGAGGACACCGAAAACAGGUACACAAUGGAGGAUCUGUUGGAGAGCAUCCAGGCCAGUGAAGAGGAGCUGAAGACCAGUUUAGAAGCCGUCCACGCCUGUCAGAUAGAUGGUUACUGGCGGAUGCUGGACUUUGACUACGAGAUGAAGCUGCUCGGUCAUGUGACCCAGCUGGUAGAUUCUGAGUCCUGGGCCUUCAACAGGGUUCCCCUGCAGACCUGUCUGGAAGAGUUAGCUCCACUGGAGCCCGAACAGAUGAUAGAGCACUGUUUGAACUGCUAUGGGAAGCGCUAUUCUGAAAACGAUGACGUUUUGUAUGCCCUGGAUGAGGAUAGAGUAUGUCGGGGCAUGGCGCUGAUGCUGCUGCAGAACGCCGUCAAGUUCAACCUGAGGGAGUUUCAGGAAGUCUGGCAGCAGAGCGUCCCAGAGGGCAUGAGCACGAGACUGGACCAGCUAAAGAGCGUGGCCCUGGUGGACCGUAGCUCCCGCCCAGAGACCAUCAACCUGCUGCGGGUGGAGGAUCUCUCCGAGGACACGCUGGAGCGCUUCAACCAGCUCUUCACACUCCGAGAGAAAUGGACAGAAGACGACAUCACACCAUACAUAAAGGACCUGUGUGGAGAGAAGCAGAGCACCGGAGCUCUCCUCACCAAACACGCUCGCUCCUCCAUGCAGAACGGGAUCAAGGUCUUCAACUCCAGGAGGCCUGUAGCUACAUGAUCUCAUGUCAAUUAAUGCAAAUCAUUUAGUAAAUGAAUGCAGUUAUGUUUGUUGCCAUGGUAAUGUUUGUAUUUGUCAAAAACAUUUGACUAAUAAUUGUUCUUCUUUAAAUGCCUUGGUAGCAAUGUCAAUAAUUAAACAGCAGUUUAACAAGUUGUCAAGUGUAUGAAAAAUAAACUGUUAAAAUGUGUGUUGUGUACAAAAUAAAAAAAUCCUAGUUUUGGCGAAUAUUUUCCCUUUCUUUGUAUUGUUGUUAAUAAACCCUUGUUGGACAAACGAGGAAUGGAAUAAAAAAAUAUUAAAUUACA